UUUGGUAUGGAAAAAUAGGUUAGGUCGGUUUUCUGAUUUACUGAAUGAGCACGAGGUGUUCAAGCGUUUUGUAUUUUGUGUAUUGUGUUUUAUAAUUCUUUAAUUAAAUUUAAAUACAUUCAAUUGAAAAAUGGGGUUUUCACGAGGUGGACGCGGUGGUUUCGGCGGCGGUAGAGGAGGCGGCGAUGGUAGUCGAAACAGUGGAGGCGGACGUGGUGGUUUCGGAGGCCGAGGUGGUGGUGAUGGAGGCCGAAACAGUGGGGGUGGUCGCGGUGGUUUCGGAGGACGAGGGGGUCGUGGAGGCGGACGCGGUGGUCCAGGAGGACGCGGUGGUCCUGGUGGUGGACGAGGUGGUCCUGGAGGACGCGGUGGAUUUGGGGGACGUGGAGGUGGGAGAGGUCGCGGUGGCGGCCGUGGAGGAGGAAGAGGGGGAUUCAAGGGGGGUAAAACAAUCAUCAUUGAACCCCAUAGAUUGCCAGGAAUAUUUGUUGCUAGAGGAAAAGAGGACUGUCUAGCCACUUUGAAUUUAGUCCCAGGCUCUGAAGUUUACGGUGAAAAAAGAAUAUCUGUCGAAACUGAGGGCAAGAAAAUUGAGUACAGAUUAUGGAAUCCUUUUAGAAGUAAAUUGGCUGCAUCAAUAAUUGGGGGUGUUGAAGAUGUCUUCAUCUCGCCAGGAAAGAAAGUUCUAUACCUAGGUGGAGCAUCGGGAACGACGGUAUCUCACGUUUCAGAUAUUGUUGGACCAGAAGGUCUGGUAUAUGCUGUUGAAUUUUCACCCAGGUCUGGCAGAGACCUCGUAACAGUCGCCCAGAAAAGAACGAACAUAGUUCCUAUCAUCGAGGAUGCCAGACAUCCGCUCAAAUACAGGAUGUUGCUAGGAAUGGUUGAUACUAUAUUUGCUGAUGUUGCGCAACCGGACCAAGCUAGAAUCGUUUCUAUAAAUGCGGACCUUUAUCUUAAGAACGGUGGUCAUGUCGUCGUUUCCAUUAAAGCUAGUUGCAUCGAUUCAACGGCAAACCCGGAGCAAGUUUUUGCUUCUGAGGUAUCAAAACUUAAGUCGUUUAAAUUCAAGCCCAUCGAGCAGCUCACCCUGGAACCUUUCGAGAAAGAUCAUUGUGUUGUCACUGCGAUAUAUAGGCCGCGUCCUAAUUGAUGAGGGGAGUUAUAUUUUGGAACUGAGAUGAUCGAGUUUCGACCUUUUUUUGACAAUUUGUGAAUUUCAUAAAUAGCAUUUUGAUUCCUCGGACUCGUUUAACGGCCUUCUCUGUCUUUACUGUUUCGUCCUUUCAUAACCACCACUUUUUUGUCAUGUCACCUCAUGCUUCUAAAUAGCAUUUACCUGGCCUUUAGAAUGAAUUAUAUAUAAACAAAAACUGUAUUGAAUGAUAUUUACAGUGUUUUAAUUUUGGGCAUUUUUUGUCCAUUCAAAUAAAAAACUAAAUUGAUUGUGAUUUUGUCACAGUUCUGUUUUAUUUAGUACUUGAGGUGACUAGUGGAAUCCAAUGCUUCAGUGAAAUACCUAUAGUUUUUGAUAAAUUUUUUACCUUACUUUUAAGUUCCAGAAAAUUUUCUAAUAAUCACAGUUUCAUAAAUAGCAAGAUACAAAUGUGUUGGUAAUUGUGUUGUUUCUGAGUUUUUUUUUUUUCUGAACUCAAAUAUUUUGAUUUCAUCAGUAGGAUCUGUGUUUAAUAGAACUUUUACUUAUGGAUACUAUAGAAUUUUCCGUAUUUUAUUUCACGGAUCUCUGUACAUAUAUGUAUAUUCGUUUUAUAAACUUUAAUGGUAGGCUGAUAGAUUAUUAAAAUACGUUUAUGAAGAUUCUAGAAUAUGACCAUGGUAAAUUGUGAAUUUACUACGAAUGGAUCUUGAAAUGUAUAAUUUUUAUAAAUGAAUACAUUGAAAAUAAACUAUUUUUAAGAA
Coccinella septempunctata (seven-spotted ladybird) is the source of this 1920-nucleotide messenger RNA. Its product is annotated as rRNA 2'-O-methyltransferase fibrillarin-like. The record is from RefSeq and is a predicted model, not a curated record. NCBI's taxonomy places the organism in Eukaryota, Metazoa, Arthropoda, Insecta, Coleoptera, Coccinellidae. Bases 131 to 1153 code for a protein of 340 amino acids. Gene Ontology annotation, biological process: box C/D sno(s)RNA 3'-end processing; rRNA methylation. Gene Ontology annotation, cellular component: Cajal body; nucleolus; box C/D methylation guide snoRNP complex. Gene Ontology annotation, molecular function: histone H2AQ104 methyltransferase activity; rRNA methyltransferase activity; RNA binding. The transcript has 3 exons.